CAAAAAGUGAAGGAGAGUUUUUGUCUUUUCACACAAAAAGUGUCUCGGUAGCCGAAACUACCUAUAAGUGUAAUAAAAACUUGUAAACUGACUCUCAGUGAAAAAAACUCUUUCAAUUCUUUUUAGUAGAAAAGAUGUAGAAAGAAACGAGAGAAAACAUUGGGCCCUCCGUGGACAAUUUGAUUUUACAAUCUCCAGCCCCUCAUUCUCAGUGAUGAACGGCGCAUCUCCAGCUCAUUCCUCGGUUUCGACGACGGCCGUAGCAGGAGGUGGUGGAAGCAGCGGAGCCGCCGCGGGUCUGGACGAUUUCCCAUUUCCACCGGAUAUUCCUUCUAUGCAGGACCGAAAGGACGAAGCCAUGCGAGUUUUGAAAGCUGAUUUGAUGGGUGAGCUAGACAAAGAGGUUAAAUCAUUGGAAGAUGACAAUUGGAUGUUCCAAGGUCCUCGUUCUCGUAUCCAUCUUAUCUCCAGGAGAGGUAACUUUCUCAAAAGAGAUGGUGAAUCUGUGGUGAAAUCAAGCAUUGUUCAGCUGCCCCGAUGAUCAGAGUUACAAGAAGGCAAUGUACCUAAUUGAUUGUUUGACUAUAAUAUCUCAAACCUAUGAAUCAUUGUUUUGUUUCCAGAUUUUAUAUUAAAAACAUUUGGUUUAACUCACAGAGAUGAUUCCAUUGAGUACUACCAACAUCAAAUCACUGAGUUAGACCACACUA
Molecule: messenger RNA, 710 nt
Organism: Eruca vesicaria subsp. sativa (arugula)
Lineage: Eukaryota; Viridiplantae; Streptophyta; Magnoliopsida; Brassicales; Brassicaceae
Source: the annotation of a GenBank genome assembly